Anopheles merus is the source of this 632-nucleotide messenger RNA. It is a transcript of the gene Cypl, whose product is annotated as peptidyl-prolyl cis-trans isomerase-like 1. Lineage: Eukaryota; Metazoa; Arthropoda; Insecta; Diptera; Culicidae. Gene Ontology annotation, cellular component: catalytic step 2 spliceosome. Gene Ontology annotation, biological process: protein peptidyl-prolyl isomerization; protein folding. The transcript has 2 exons. The record is from RefSeq and is a predicted model, not a curated record. Gene Ontology annotation, molecular function: peptidyl-prolyl cis-trans isomerase activity. The coding region runs from base 84 to 611 and encodes 175 amino acids.
ACAGUGUUGUUUGUUUAUUUCCCACGGUUCCAUAAAACCGACGCGCUUUUACACCAGUUUACAAAAAUCCAAACAAUUUAGUGAUGCUCGCAAUUCAAACGCCUAAUUCCGGUGGCAUUCCAGACAAGCUAUGGCAGCCGCAUUUUGUCGCCUUUGAGACCACGAUGGGAGAAUUAACGAUCGAGCUGUAUUGGAAGCAUGCCCCAAACACUUGCCGCAACUUUGCCGAACUAGCACGACGAGGCUACUACAAUGGGACGCAGUUUCAUAGGAUCAUACGAGAUUUCAUGGUGCAAGGAGGCGACCCAACCGGAACCGGUCGGGGUGGUCAGUCAAUCUACGGUGCCACAUUUGCGGACGAAAUACAUAGCGAUUUGAAGCACACCGGUGCGGGCAUUGUAUCGAUGGCAAACUCUGGCCCGGACACGAACGGGUCGCAGUUCUUCAUCACCCUCGGUCCGGCGCAGUGGCUGGACGGAAAGCACACCAUCUUUGGGCGCAUUCACACCGGCAUGCAGGUGGUCAAACGAAUAGGGCUGGUGGAGACGGAUAAGAACGAUCGGCCGGUAGAGCCAGUUAAAAUUGUAAAGGGAAAGGUUGAAAAAUACUAAAAUAAAUACGAUCUUAUCGAA